Messenger RNA from Naumovozyma dairenensis CBS 421, 801 nucleotides. It is a transcript of the gene RVS161, whose product is annotated as amphiphysin-like protein RVS161. Gene Ontology annotation, molecular function: protein binding; lipid binding. Gene Ontology annotation, biological process: endocytosis; actin cortical patch localization; plasma membrane tubulation. Gene Ontology annotation, cellular component: Rvs161p-Rvs167p complex; medial cortex; mating projection tip. The transcript has a single exon. The record is from RefSeq and is a predicted model, not a curated record. NCBI's taxonomy places the organism in Eukaryota, Fungi, Ascomycota, Saccharomycetes, Saccharomycetales, Saccharomycetaceae. The coding region runs from base 1 to 801 and encodes 266 amino acids.
AUGAGUUGGGAAGGUUUCAAAAAAGCUAUCAACAGAGCUGGUAACAGUGUUAUUGUGAAAAAUGUCGAUAAGACAAUAGAUAAAGAAUAUGACAUGGAAGAACGUCGUUAUAGGGUGUUACAAAAGGCAGGUGAUGAAUUACAAAAGGAAGCUAAGGGUUACCUUGAUUCGUUAAGAGCUGUCACAGCAUCGCAAGUUACUAUUGCGGAAGUUAUAUCGAAUCUUUACGAUGAUUCUAAAUAUAUUAGCGGUGGUGGUUACAAUGUCGGUAACUAUUAUUUACAAAGUGUUCAAGAUUUUGAUACUGAAACUGUUAAACAAUUGGAUGGUCCAUUCAGAGAGACUGUGUUGGACCCAGUUACGAAAUUUUCCACAUAUUUUAAGGAAAUUGAUGAAGCUAUCAAGAAAAGAGCUCAUAAGAAGAAAGAUUAUGAUGCUGCAAAGGCAAAAGUUAGAAGAAUGAUUGAUAAACCUGCAAAGGAUGCAUCCAAAUUACCUCGUGCUGAAAAGGAAUUAAGUUUAGCUAAAGAUAUAUAUGAAAAUUUGAAUAAUCAAUUGAAACUAGAACUACCACAAUUAGUUUCAUUGAGAGUUCCUUAUUUUGAUCCAAGUUUUGAAGCUCUAAUUAAAAUUCAAUUAAGAUUUUGUACGGAUGGUUAUACAAGAUUAGCCCAAAUCCAACAAUAUCUAGAUCAACAAUCAAGAGAUGAUUAUGCGAAUGGGUUAUUAGAUGAUAAGAUUACAGAUCUAUUGAAUCAAAUGUCUACUCUAGAUAUUUGUGCGUUAGGUUUUAAAGGGUAA